GUCACCUAAGAGAGGAGAAAAUGUAAUUGGGUGCACAUAAAAUCAGCAGAAAAAUAAAAGUUAAUUGACAAAAAGAAGUUAACAAGUGUUUUUUCGAAAUAAUUUAAAGUUUAAAAGCUUAAAAAUGUCCACAAUCCACUGAAAACGGAUUCAUUGUUCAUGCACAGUUAUGUUGAAAUUCUCUCUUCUCUAAUUUUCUUCGUUUACGUUGUGUUGUACGUGGUGCCUCUUAAAAGAGUCGAUGGAACAUCUAUAGUUAUUGAACAUCUGUGAUAGCUCCAUAGCACAAAUAAAAGUUGGUCACUGGUCAAAGAAUAUCUUAGUUAAAAACAUACCACAAAUAAAGUUUAAAACAAUAUUUGAAUAAUUAUAUUGAAAUUACCACAUCAAGAAUAAAGAAAUUACAAUAUCAAUCACACAGGCACUAGAAAAUGUUCAAUGGCAUGGUGCAAACGGUACGAAACAGUGUAGUUGGGACUUAUCCUUCUUGCCAUGUUAAUUCACGUCUUGAGGAACGAAGGGCCAAGACAAGAGCUCUACGAGCAGAGCGUCGAAGAAAGCCGGAUAAACCAGAUGAUUUUGUGACAUACGAGGACUCCGGGAGUGAUGAAGAAACACCAGAACAGCAGGAAGAAGUGCUAAACACUUCGUACAAUUUUUACGACUUUAUUCGUAGUAGGGAGAAUGGUCUAAAUGAGAGACGUAAAAUAAACUUUGAGCAAACAAGUAGAUAUGUGUUGACACAUGAUAUGUUGAGAGAGACACAAAUAAACUUGGGCUAUAUUAAUAAAGUCUUCUGUUCCAAAUGGUUGAGCAAUCGUCAAGUUAUAUUCGGAACUAAGUGCAACAAGCUUCUUGUGUACGAUGUAAAUAUGAGACGUGUCGAUGCCAUUCCUACUCUAUCGACAAAUAGAGCAAAUCAUCCUGAAGUCCAAGGAGGAUUGCAUGCAAUUGAAAUCAAUCCAAGUCGCACAUAUUUGGCCACUGGUGCCCGUAACUCAGCGGAUAUAGCUAUAUACCGUCUACCAACAUUGGAUCCGGUGUGCGUAGGCGAAAAUGGACACAGAGACUUAAUAAUGGGAAUGUGUUGGUUGGAUGAUCAGUUUAUUGUAUCGGGUUCAAAAGAUUCACGCAUGGCACUGUGGCGAGUAAAUGAGGAACACAUGGAAUUUCCCGACGGUGGCAAGGAGUUUUGCCCAACAUUUGCCACAAUUAAUCCCUUAUGUGUUCGAGAUUGCCGAACAGCUCAGAGGAUUCGCUCGCUUUGUUUUAACAAAGAAUUCCGAGAAAUAGCUGCUUUAUCCCUGAAUGGAUAUAUACAUGUUUUUAAUGCAGAGACAUUUAAACAAAAACUUUCACGUAAACUGCCAAAUUGUCAAGACAAUGUUAGCAUAGCUUAUCACAGUGAUGGUUUAUAUGCUAUUGGAUGUCGAUCUUAUACAAUUCUCUUGGAUACCAGAACUUUACAGACUAUUAAAAAGAUUACAUCACGCUAUAGCGGUUGUGGUAUACGGGCCACAUCUUUCGAAGGCAAUCUUUUAACUGUUGGUACCGGUCUAGGAAUGCUUUUAUUCUAUGACAUACGUGCUGGAAAAUAUCUAGAGAGCAGCGUGAAUGCUUCACGUACUGUCACAUUAAAAUGCAGCAAAGGCAUAGUGUACCCAGAGGACGAAAUGGAUGGUUUCAAUGUUAAGUAUGUGCCGGCUAUAUACACACAUUGCUAUGAUAGCACAGGUAUGAGACUGUUUGCAGCCGGUGGUCCAUUGCCAGCUACUCUGGUGGGUAACUACGCGGGCGUUUGGCAAUAAAUAGAUUUUCCUAAUUCCGUAACUAAUGAGAAGAAAAACUGAUUAAUUUUUAAGCCCAACCAUAGAUAAGGUUCAAAUAAAUGGAAUUUGUCUUUUCUCCAUUCAUCUAUUAAAAAAGGGGGUUUGUGUUCUGCAUUAAAAACAAUUUAAAGUAAAUAGUGAGAUUGAUUGCAAAACAUACAUAAAAAAAACAAAUGGAAAAUUACCAUUACAUGUUGGAUUGAAAAAAUUGCAGCAAUAUUUCCCAAAAAUUCGAUCAGACCCUAGCCCCAACGAACAUAAUUGUGUUUAUUAAUAUUUUAAAGAAUUUUUAUUGUGAUGUUUUUUAUGUAUAACUUUAUUUUGUAAAUGAUUAGGUCAUAGUCUUCAAAUUGCGUACACAUACAUACGGUAUAAA
This is a messenger RNA of Stomoxys calcitrans (stable fly), 2205 nucleotides long. It is a transcript of the gene DCAF12, whose product is annotated as DDB1- and CUL4-associated factor 12 homolog. NCBI's taxonomy places the organism in Eukaryota, Metazoa, Arthropoda, Insecta, Diptera, Muscidae. The record is from RefSeq and is a predicted model, not a curated record. Bases 432 to 1808 code for a protein of 458 amino acids. Gene Ontology annotation, cellular component: Cul4-RING E3 ubiquitin ligase complex. The transcript has 7 exons. Gene Ontology annotation, molecular function: protein binding.